Molecule: messenger RNA, 856 nt
Organism: Elgaria multicarinata webbii
Lineage: Eukaryota; Metazoa; Chordata; Lepidosauria; Squamata; Anguidae
Product: heme-binding protein 1-like
Exons: 5
Coding region: 1-837 (278 amino acids)
Molecular function (GO): heme binding
Source: RefSeq, a predicted model, not a curated record
AUGCAGAGCGAGCCUGCCCCAUGCCGCAUGAGCGGCUCCGCUGCUGAGCAGCCGCCACCGGGCGCGAUCACCCUCGAGGACCUGGAGGGCAUGAGCGGCGGCGAGGAGGAGGUGCCGCCGCCGCCGGGCUCCGACUUGGCCUAUCACAGCUGCAGCAGCAGCCUGCAGGGCCACGAGGACGAGCAGGAGCGCCUGCUCACCUAUUGGCAGGGCGUGGGCCGAGGGCACCAGGUGGACGUGCCAUGGGAUAUGGCAGAGCCAAUCCAGCAACUGACCAGAAACAAUCACCUUCAGGAAAGAGAAAGUGUUGCCUUUACUGUGAUAAAACGUAAAGAAAAGCUUGGGCAAGUUCUUUACGAGAAACGCUGCUAUGGAAAGUCUAAAUGGGCUUGUGUAAAAGUGCAAGAAGAACAGUACGAACAGAGCAUAUGCCUUGGAUUCAUGAAGCUAAUGAGAUACAUUUGUGAGCAGAAUUCCUCAGGUCUAUAUCUGGGGAUGACUGUUCCCAUUGUGACCAUAGUUCACACCAGUGAAAGCGCAUCAGACCUCACGCGACGCGUGACAGUAGCAUACCACCUCCCCAGUGGGCUGCAAGGACAACCACCCGAGCCCUACGAUCCUGAUAUCACCAUCGAAGAGUGGCCUCCAGCCAUCAUUUAUGCUAGGGGCUUCAGAGGAGUCACUAAUGAAGUCUCAAUCGCAAGAGAAAUAGAUCUACUGGCAGAACUUCUGGAGAGUCCUGAGCUGUGCCUGCAAGACACCUUCAUAGUGGCAGGCUACACCAAUCCAGCAGCUAUAAACCGGCAGAAUGAAAUAUGGUUUCUUGAAAGACCAUAGGCUGGUUUUGAGCUAUGAG